AUGGAGGCAACCAGACAAACGAGAAUUUCUCGACCGCACAAGAUAAGUGAAUCCUCCAAGGUGUACAGAUGGGCUGACCACCCCAGUCUAGUCCUUCAGAGUCUGAAUGAGCAGAGACACCAAGGACUUUUCUGUGAUAUUAUUCUGGUGGUGGACGAACAAAGAGUCCCUGCCCACCGGAAUCUCCUGGCUGUUUGCAGUGACUACUUCAACUCCAUGUUCACCAUUGGCAUGCGAGAGGCCUAUCAAAAAGAGGUCGAACUAUUUGGAGCCUCUUACAUUGGUCUCAAAGCUGUGGUGGAUUUCCUAUAUGGCAGUGAGCUGUCCUUAGAUGGUGGCAACAUUGAUUAUGUGCUGGAAACAGCUCACCUGCUGCAGAUCUGGAAGGUGGUUGACUUCUGUUGUGAGUAUCUCGAAAAUGAGGUCAGCGAGGAGAACUACCUGUACCUUCAAGAGCUGGCCUCUAUUUACAACCUGAAACGCCUGGACUCCUACAUCGACUCUUUCAUCCUGCAGAACUUUGGCACGCUCUCUUUCACGCCUAACUUCCUGCAGAACAUUUCCAUCCAAAAACUCUGCCAGUAUUUGGGGAGCAGCAACGUGCAGCAGGAAUGUGAGCACGACUUGCUGCAGGCCGCCUUGCAGUGGCUGACACAAUACCCAGAAAGAGAAAACGAGGCUUACCAGGUACUGGACAACAUUCAUUUUCCCUUGAUACCGAAGAGUGACCUCCUCCAUCGAGUCAAGCCUGCUGUCUGCUCUCUUCUCCCGAAGGAAGCAAACUGUGAGGGGUUUAUAGAAGAAGCGGUGAACUAUCAUAAUAACAUCACAGCCCAGCCAGUGCUCCAGAACAAGCGGACGGCUUUGCGUACAAAUGAAGAGAGGCUCCUCUUUGUGGGUGGGGAGGUUUCGGAACGGUGCCUGGAGUUAAGCGAUGAUACCUGCUUCCUGGACACCAAAAAGGGGCAAUGGAUAACAGAAACGCCACUCCCAGCCAGGCGAAGUCACCACUGUGUUGCAGUGCUGGGAGGUUUCAUCUUCAUAGCUGGAGGCAGCUUUUCAAGAGACAAUGGAGGGGAUGCAGCUUCAAAUCUUCUAUAUAGGUAUGAUCCCCGCUGUAACCAGUGGAUAAAGGUUGCCUCCAUGAGACAACGACGAGUAGAUUUCUACCUUGCAGCCAUUACAGAUAUGCUGGUAGCUGUUGGUGGGAGGAAUGAAAAUGGGGCUCUUUCUUCAGCUGAGACCUAUAGCCCUCAAAAAGACGCCUGGUCUUAUAUAGCAGGCUUGCCAAGGUUUACCUAUGGGCAUGCUGGCACUGUCUACAAGGAAUUUGUUUAUAUCUCCGGGGGCCAUGAUUACCAAAUUGGUCCCUAUAGAAAAAAUCUCCUCUGCUAUGAUUACCGCACAGAUGUCUGGGAGGAAAAGCGGCCAAUGAUCACUGCUCGGGGGUGGCACAGCAUGUGCACCUUGGAGGACAAUAUCUAUUCCAUUGGCGGCAGUGAUGACAACAUAGAAACUAUGGCACGCUUUGACAUUCUGAGUGUGGAGUCUUACAGCCCUCAGUGUAACCAGUGGACCAGAGUCUCUCCCUUGUUUCAAGCAAACAGUGAGUCUGGAGUGGCAGUCUGGGAAGGCAAGAUUUAUAUUCUUGGAGGCUAUAGCUGGGAAGACACUGUCUUCUCCAAAACUGUCCAGGUGUAUGACAAGGAGAAAAACAAGUGGUACAGAGGAACUGACCUUCCCAAAGCUAUUGCUGGUGUGUCUGCGUGCGUCUGUGCAUUGAAACCCAGAAAGGAGGACAAAAAGAAAAAGACAAAAACGAAGAAGCAUCAGGAUCGGGGAAGAUGA
This is a messenger RNA of Emys orbicularis (European pond turtle), 1848 nucleotides long. It is a transcript of the gene KLHL36, whose product is annotated as kelch like family member 36. Bases 1 to 1848 code for a protein of 615 amino acids. The record is from RefSeq and is a predicted model, not a curated record. The transcript is spliced from 4 exons. NCBI's taxonomy places the organism in Eukaryota, Metazoa, Chordata, Testudines, Emydidae. Gene Ontology annotation, molecular function: cullin family protein binding.